ACGUCCGUCUCGGAACUUCUGUCACACGACUUGAUUCCAGUCGGGCGUAUUUUGGACACGCCCCCGGAAGUUCAUUCAGAAAACACAUUGAGUGCAGUAUUAUCGGAUUUGUUAUUAUUAUUUUAUUUUAUUUUUUUGUAUUUUAAAAAUGACACUAAAAAUUUAGAACAAAAUGGCCACAAAACGCAAAAUAGAGAUAAUUGUCCCUGCCGAGGAAAGCGACCAGCUCCUGAUUCGUCCACUACUCACAUCCAUGAAAAAAGGGAAGAGCGAGAAGCUCGGUUCUGUAACACCGUCCAUGACAUUGUCAACAGAGAGGGUCGCUGUUUAAUCCCUGUGUUUGCUUUGGGACGAGCACAGGAACUGCUGCUUAUCUUGGACGAGUACUGGCAGAAUCACCCAGAGCUCCAUGACAUCCCCAUCUAUUAUGCUUCUUCCCUGGCCAAGAAGUGCAUGGCUGUGUACCAGACAUAUGUUAACGCAAUGAACGACAAGAUCCGCAAGGCCAUAAAUAUCAACAACCCUUUUGUCUUCAAGCAUAUCAGCAAUCUGAAGAGCAUGGAUCACUUUGAUGAUAUUGGCCCCAGCGUGGUGAUGGCGUCUCCGGGCAUGAUGCAGAGCGGGCUCUCCAGGGAACUCUUUGAGAGCUGGUGCACCGACAAGAGGAAUGGAGUUAUCAUAGCCGGUUACUGCGUGGAGGGCACACUCGCCAAGCACAUCAUGUCUGAGCCCGAGGAGAUCACCACCAUGUCGGGACAGAAGCUGCAGCUAAAGAUGUCGGUGGACUACAUCUCCUUCUCCGCCCACACUGAUUACCAGCAGACCAGCGAGUUCAUCAGAGCCCUCAAACCGCCACAUGUGAUCCUGGUACAUGGGGAGCAGAAUGAGAUGGCGCGCCUGAAAGCCGCGCUGAUCAGAGAGUACGAGGAUAACGACGAGGUUCACAUCGAAGUCCACAACCCUCGCAACACUGAGGCUGUCACGCUGAACUUCAGAGGAGAGAAGCUGGCUAAGGUGAUGGGCUCACUGGCUGAUAAGAAGUGUGUUCAGGGUCAAAGGGUAUCAGGCAUACUGGUGAAGAAGAAUUUCAACUACCACAUCCUCAAUCCCUCUGACCUUUCCACGUACACAGAGCUGGCCAUGAGUACAGUGAAACAGACCCAGGCCAUCCCCUUCACUGGACCCUACUCACUGCUUGUCUGCCAUCUGAGGAAUCUCACAGGUGAUGUUGAAGAGCUGGACGGAACUGAGAAGAACACUUUGAAGAUCUUUAAAAACAUCACUCUAAUCCAAGAGGCCGGCAUGGUGCUGCUAGAGUGGAUAGCUAACCCUCUAAAUGACAUGUAUGCUGAUGCUGUCACCACCGUGGUACUGGAGGUGCAGUCCAACCCAAAGGCUCAAAAAGUGAUGGAGACCCAGAGCAGCACUAUGGACAUGGAUGUUUUCCAUACUCGGCUAGAAGUCAUGUUGCAGGACAUGUUUGGAGAAGAAUGCGUGAACUUCAGCGAUGGUAAAAUCAUCUCUGUGACUGUGGACGGGAAGACGGUGCACAUUUGCUUGAAAACAAGGUCUGUGUGCUACGAAGAUGAAUGCACAGAGGACGAUUCACUCAGAGAGAUGGUGGAACUGGCGGUGCAGCGGCUCUAUGACGCUCUAAACCCCGUUAUCUGAAGAAAGACACACACCUGCCUGCGGGUCUCCAGACAUUGUUAGUGAUCAGAUAUACACACACAGUUGGGACAUCGUGUUAAUGUAGAUUAAAAGCAAAAUGCUGUGAUUUGCAUUGAAAAACACAUUUUAUCCACAGAGCAUAGAAAACAUCAAAUGUUUAAACUGAGAAAAUGUAUGAUUAGCUCAAGACGAGCUCAUUUUUACUUGGAUGGCAGCAUCACUUCUUAGGAAAGUUGGAACAGUCAUGUUUAUCCACCAGAUUGUCUGUUUUAUGUAUUGUAGAUGAUGAGACAGUCUUCGUAAUUUUACAGAGGAACAUUAUUCUGAAAUUGUUCCACAGUUUACAGAGCUGUUUCCUGUUUCAUUCCAGCUGUUUCCUUUUAACAACCACUUACUUUUCCACCUUUUGUUGCCCCCGUGGCUUUUAUUGUUACAUGUUCCUGCCAUCAAAUUCAAAAUGAGGUAAUAUUUUUCAUGAAAAGGGGGAAAAUGCUUAGUUUCACAGACUGAAGAAACACAGUAACAAGUGAGCAAGCCUGACUUGCGAGAAUAAGCUAUGUGAUGUUAUUUAACAGAUUCUUGUGUUGUUUGUAUUGUAAGCACUUUUAAUUAUAAAAUACAUCAUUAUGUUAACUGCGUUUGAGUGUAGAUUCACUGCAGGUUUCAUUUGACCUGAGUUCAUUACUAAUAUGCACUGAUAUGACUUGUUUACUUUUAAAUGUGAUGAUGUGUGUGAAUUUCUAAAUGCACUACAUGUGCUGUAAGUAUUUGUUGUUUUAAGAAGGCUUCUACUUUAAAAACAGUAUUGUGUUUACUUUUGUCGAUUUUAAAUAUACAGUAUUCAUUGUAAUCGUGUGAUCUUUGGACAUACACAUGCUUGUUUUAUGUAAUUAAUAUUUAUUUUUAUGUUUUAAAAUCUGUUCUCACUAAAAGCACUACAUGCAUUGACAAAAUCAAAUAAAAAGAGGCAACACAAA
Molecule: messenger RNA, 2648 nt
Organism: Haplochromis burtoni (Burton's mouthbrooder)
Lineage: Eukaryota; Metazoa; Chordata; Actinopteri; Cichliformes; Cichlidae
Product: cleavage and polyadenylation specificity factor subunit 3
Biological process (GO): mRNA 3'-end processing by stem-loop binding and cleavage
Cellular component (GO): mRNA cleavage and polyadenylation specificity factor complex
Molecular function (GO): 5'-3' exonuclease activity; RNA endonuclease activity; RNA binding
Source: RefSeq, a predicted model, not a curated record